Messenger RNA from Medicago truncatula (barrel medic), 1215 nucleotides. Its product is annotated as zinc finger protein 7. Bases 325 to 1080 code for a protein of 251 amino acids. The record is from RefSeq and is a predicted model, not a curated record. The transcript is spliced from 2 exons. Lineage: Eukaryota; Viridiplantae; Streptophyta; Magnoliopsida; Fabales; Fabaceae.
AUUUGGCAACAAAUCAAUCACUAGGAAAUGGAAAUGGAUAGAAACCUUGGAAAUGGACAAAAGAAGUGGUUUGUAGUGUAUGUGCAUGUUAUCUAACUUCUCUGACUUUUUUUUUCUCCAUCAUCCAUCCCCACUUUUCUUACCUCUUUCUCUGCUUUCCCAUAAUAAUUUGUCCUCUCUCUCUCUCUCUCCCCUUAUCUCUUUUUAUUACCAAACUCUCAAGUAGCAGCAUAAUCACACUCAACUGGUACCUACCUUCAAGUUUGUUCCCUCUUUCCUUUUAUCAAAGAAAAAAUACUAUGUAAAGAUUUGUUCCAUAUCAACAUGAUGAAGACUCCAAAUUUGAACUUGGAAGCUGAAAAUAGUUUAGAAGUAAGCAGCCAAGUAGGUUCCAACAUAUACUUACAAGAAUCAUCUCAUGAUCUUACCAAAGACAGUGCCACAACUUCUUCUUGUCUUACUAAGCCAGACAUUAAUCCAGGUUCUAUUUCCCUUGACCUGACUCUCAACUUCGAUCCGAGCGACGAAGAUUUGAAGGAAACAAGCGACACUAACAGUGAAGUACUAGGAGCUGAUCAAGCUCAUAAUACUGUUUCCGCACCAACGAUUCAUAGAGUUUUCUCUUGUAAUUAUUGUAGGAGGAAAUUCUUUAGCUCGCAAGCAUUAGGUGGACAUCAGAAUGCUCAUAAAAGGGAGAGAACAUUGGCGAAGCGCGCUAUGCGAGUAGGGAUGUUUACCGAAAGGUAUACAAGCUUAGCUUCUUUACCUCUUCAUGGUUCUUCUUCUUUUCAUCCUCUUGGUAUUCAAGCUCAUGCUGCAAUGCACCAAAACCAUAUGCCAUCAUCGUCGUCGAUGCUGAUGAGGGCUCAUGAUAUGAGACCUACAGCGAAAUUCGAGAAAGAUUGUUUUGGAGCAGCACCGAUGUUUAUGCAUAAUGACGAUGUUGGCAUAUUUUGGCCUGGAAGUUUCAGGCAGAUAAAUCAAAGUGUUCAUAAUUCAAAUUUGAAUACUAGUUUUGUAGCAACUGAACCUCCUCAACAAACAUCUACUACAUCUCCUGAUCUUACUUUGAGGCUUUAAUAUUUUUGUAUCUUAAUUAAAUUCUAAUAUUAGUUUUUUUGUGGCAAUAAACAACUACAUUUCUCAUGUUCAUUCUCUAUGGACAUGAAAUUAUUGAUUAACUCUACUUGCAUUGUACAAGUAAUUAGAUGUGUA